Messenger RNA from Lobosporangium transversale, 996 nucleotides. Its product is annotated as NADH-cytochrome b5 reductase 1. Gene Ontology annotation, molecular function: oxidoreductase activity. The transcript is spliced from 5 exons. NCBI's taxonomy places the organism in Eukaryota, Fungi, Mortierellomycota, Mortierellomycetes, Mortierellales, Mortierellaceae. The coding region runs from base 52 to 948 and encodes 298 amino acids. The record is from RefSeq and is a predicted model, not a curated record.
CUUUCUCAUCAUCUUUUGUUCAUUCCUCCUUCUUCACCCCUCCAUCCUACAAUGACCUUCUCGAACGCCUCUAUCGCAGCUGCCUCAGGUGUGCUCAUUGUCGGCGCCUAUUUAGUCGACCCUUCCACCAUCCCCUUUGUAGCUGCCGGUGUUGCCGCCACUUGGGCUCGUCUUUUGUUUAAGAAGCGUGGUCCUAGAAUCCCACCGCUUGAUCCUAAGGAGUACCGCAAGUUCACCUUGGUUGACAAAGUGGCUGUCAGUCCCAACACUGCCAUGUACAAGUUUGCUUUGCCUAACGAUGAUGAUAUGCUGAACUUGCCCAUCGGACAGCACAUCUCAAUUAUGGCUAACAUUAAUGGCAAGGAGAUCUCUCGCAGCUACACGCCCACUAGCGGCAGUGAUGAUGUUGGACACUUUGUUCUCUGCAUCAAGUCUUAUCCUCAAGGAAACAUCUCCAAGAUGUUCAGUGAACUCUCGAUCGGUGAUACCAUUAAUGCACGUGGCCCUAAAGGACAGUUCAGCUAUACACCAAACAUGUGCCGUGCCAUUGGCAUGAUUGCUGGCGGUACUGGUCUCACCCCCAUGCUCCAGAUUAUUCGCGCCGUUGUCAAGAAUCCCGAGGACAAGACUAAGAUCAACUUGAUUUUUGCCAAUGUCACUCAAGAAGACAUCUUGUUGAAGGCUGAGCUUGAUCUUUUGUCCAAAAAGCACCCUCAGUUCCAGGUCUACUAUGUUUUGAACAUGCCUCCUGAGGGUUGGACCGGUGGUGUUGGCUUUGUGAACCAAGAGAUGAUCAAGGAACACAUGCCCGCACCUGCCGAUGACAUCAAAAUCUUGCUCUGCGGUCCCCCACCUAUGGUCUCGGCCAUGGCCAAGAUUACUCAGGAUCUUGGAUAUGCCAAGGUCAAUGCUGUCUCCAAGCUCCCUGACCAAGUGUUCAAGUUUUAAGAGUGAUUUUUCCUUUUUAUUUCAUUUAAUAGGCCAUGAAGGAGCUCG